AUGGCAUCCUCCUCCUCCUCCAAAGAAGUGAUAACCCUGAAACUACUAGUCGACACAAAGAACAACAGGGUCCUCUUUGCCGAGGCCGGAAAAGACUUUGUCAACUUCCUCUUCACCCUCCUCUCUCUCCCCGUCAGCACCGUCGUCCGCCUCCUCACCGCCAAAAGCAUGGUCGGCUGCCUAGGAAACCUCUAUGACACCGUCGAAAACCUGAGCGAUACCUACAUGCUGCCCAACCAGAGCAAGGAGGUUCUGUUGAAAACCAAGGUGGCGGUCCGUUCGACGGAGGCUUCCCUUCUUCUCACCGACGAUGAUAUCCCCACGCCAGUGGUUAUCAAGAUGUACAAGUGUGAAGACUGUUAUAGAUGGCACGAAAUUCGAACCCUACAUUUCCUAUAUGUUGAGGACUUUGCUUGA
Messenger RNA from Rhododendron vialii, 417 nucleotides. RefSeq lists its product as uncharacterized. The record is from RefSeq and is a predicted model, not a curated record. The coding region runs from base 1 to 417 and encodes 138 amino acids. Lineage: Eukaryota; Viridiplantae; Streptophyta; Magnoliopsida; Ericales; Ericaceae. The transcript is spliced from 2 exons.